This is a messenger RNA of Triticum turgidum subsp. durum (durum wheat), 213 nucleotides long. Lineage: Eukaryota; Viridiplantae; Streptophyta; Magnoliopsida; Poales; Poaceae. The record is from the annotation of a GenBank genome assembly.
AUGGAGAGAACUGGUGGGGCAACUCAACUCUCUGCGUGUAAAUGUAAAUGUUGUCGCGAUUUGUAUUCAUUUGUUGAGUUGCAAAAGCCAAAAGGUGGAAUAUAUAUGCAAGAUUUGAAUAUCUUUCAGUUGUUGCACAUGGUCUUGGUAGAUGUUCAGUGCAAAGGUUUAAAGGUGCCCUUUGAUUCGCAGGAUUCGCAAGAGAAUUUUUAG